UUAUAUUCAGGUAUUUUUCCAGCAUUGCCCAAAUCUCAAGGAAAUUUGCAGGUCUCCAUCAAACGCUUGUUUGAAGCUUGGUGGGAUAAGGGAUUAGAAGGGAAAGAAGAGUUGGGAAAAACCGUUUUCAUUAUGCUUUUGGAGAAUAGUUUACUGACAAAAAGCAAGGCUGUUGAUGUGAUUCAGCUGUGGCAUUUCCAUGAAGCUCUACAGAGUUUUGAGUUCAAUUCUGAAGAGAGCAAUCAAGUGAAAGACCUCUUGCUUCAAUGUUUCAUGAGUGUUAACCACAUGAAAAAGGAAGAGGGUCGGAGAUUUUUAAGUUUCUUAUUCAGCUGGAAUGUGGAAUUCAUCAAAAUGAUCCAUGGAACCAUUAAGAAUCAGCUGCAGUUUCUCCCAAAGUCAAUGAUUGUCCAUGUCGCUGAAAUAUAUUUCAGAGCUUGGAAGAAGGCAUCUGGAGUGUGUUUAGAGACAAUUGAACACGGCUGCAUUCAAGAUUUCAUGCAUCAUGGAAUUCAUCUUCCCUGGAAAUCGCCAGUUCACUCCAAAGUGCGAGAAUUAUUAAGCUACCUCCAUCAACAGAAGCUGCGUCAGGGUGUGGAUGAAAUGUUAUACCACUUAUACCAACCUAUUCUAUGGCGAGGAUUAAAGGCCACAAAUUCUGAGGUACGGGCAAAUGCUGCGAUUCUCUUUGUUGAAUCUUUUCCACUUCGAGAUCCUGGACUAUACAACGAGGAAACAGACAUUGACAUCCAAAGGCAGUUUGAGGAGCUUUUUAACCUUUUGGACGAUCCCCACCCUCUGGUGCGUUCCACUGGUGUCCUUGGUGUAUGUAGAAUCGCUGGAAAGUAUUGGGAGAUGAUUCCUCCUUCGAUCCUCACUAAUCUUCUAACCAAAGUUCUCUGUGAUCUCUCUGCUGACACAAGUUCUGCUGAUGUCCGUUGUUCUGUCUUUAAGUGUUUGUCAGUCACCUUGGACAAUAAAAUGAGCCACCCUUUGUUGGAGCAGCUUCUGCCAAGAGUGAAGAACAGUCUCCAUGACAACUCAGAAAAAGUCCGAGUAGCCUUUGUUGAUUUGUUGCUGAAAAUUAAAGCGGUCAAAGCUGCAAAGUUUUGGAAGAUCUGCCCUAUGGAGCAUCUUCUCGCCAGGCUGGAGCUCGAUGCACGUCCUGCUGCAAGACGGAUUGUUAACCUAUUAUUUAACUCCUUCUUUCCUGUGACUCAAACUGAAGAGGUCUGGUGUGAGCGCUGUGUCACCUUAAUACAAAUGAAUCCCAUGGCAGCAAGGAAGUUCUAUCAGUAUGCACACGAGCACACUGCACCAACUAAUAUUGCUAAGUUGAUGCUUGCGAUUCGCCGCUGCCUGACUGCUUGCAUCCAGAGGGCAACUUGUAAUGAAGACAGUGAUGAUGAGCAAUCAAAGGAAAAUAUCAGUGUGCUGGAUACUGUGCUGUCUGUGGCCGAUAGCUCCACAAUGGCCAGUUUAAUAGAAAUUAUUGUCAUUUUAUGGCGGAGCAUCAACAAAGCACUAAAUGAAAAUAAAGAAGCCAAAACCUACACUAUUAGGAAGUUUGCAGCUGUACUACCUGAAUAUCUCAAGAAUUUCACGGAUGACAGUUGUACUGUUCCCUUAGUGACUCUGGCUUCCUUUAUGCCGGCAUCAGCGGUUCCCACUUUCAGUUGUGGAGUCCUUUCAAAGCUGAGAAAUUUGGAUAAAGGUGCUGAAGAGAAGAAGUAUUCUUCACUGAUAGACUGCCUGUGUCAGUGGGGGAAGGUUGGACACGUGCUUGAGCUGAUCACUGACUGGGUGUCUGAGGGACUUCCCCAGAAGACCAAAAAGGUUUCUCAGCGGACGGUACGGAUCCAGGAUAUUGCAGAACCCAAACUGGAACUUGCUUUACAUUUUUUGGAGUACGUGCUAACGCACAUUAAGAAUCGGGAGUGCUUAUUAGCUGCACCACAAGAAAGGCUCAACCAGCUUCUGAAAGCUCUAGGAGCCGUUACGGAGGUCCUGUAUUCAUUCUUGAUAACUCCAGAGGUCUGUAACAUAAACAGAGAUACAGCUCUUCAAGCAUUUAGUCUGCAAUGUCGAUUGACUGUUCAUUUUCAGAAUAAGUUUUGUGCCGAAGGAAGAAUGUGUCUUGUAGCUCUGGAAGAGUGUGCUGAUUGGGUACAAGAGAAAAUACUGCCGUUUCUGGAGGAUUCAGAGAAGCAUCAAAGUGAGAUUGCGAGACAAGUGCUUGAAGUUUACCUUUUGGUCUGUAAGGAUAUUUUCAUGAUCGGGCUCUCCGAUUCAGAAUUCCAGGUCCAACUGCUUGGCCUCGCUAUGGCUGUGAUACACUCAGAGAAAGGGAUCUUGUGCUUGCCAACAAUAUUGUCCAUCCUAAAUGAGAUCGCAAUGGGCUGCCUGGUCCAGAACGCUGACGACACCAAGGAAAAAACUAAAGAUAUUCUUGACAUGGUUCAGAAAGUUUUCCACAAAAUUCUGGAAAUUCUGGCACGAAGAAUAAGAAAGGAUCAAGAUCAAGCUGUGCAGAUUCUUCAGUCUAUUCAAUUUGCUCUUGGAGAAUUCAUUAAUACCAUACAGUGCUGGCAUGGUGCCAAUGAGGCAAUUCACCGUGAAGUGCUUUCAACUCUGUUGGCUGCUGUAUUGGCAGAAAUCAUUCAUUCUCUACAGAAGAAAUCUGAUCUGCAAGACCUCGUUCCACCUGAGACCGUGGCUGACCUGCCAUCACUUUCAAGCUGCUUAAUGUCCGUUGUCCUGAAAUUCCCUGGUCUGAUCAGAUCAUUUCUAAAUGAAUUAACAGAGUGCCUCAAUUCUGAAACCAUACAAAAAGUUGUGCAGAUGGUGGCCGCUCUCCAUAUCCUUCUCAUACUCCGGAGUGGUAAACUGAAGCUAGCAGCAAUAAAGGACACAGCAGCAAUCAUUCAUAGAAAUUUUCAAAAAUAUAAUGAAAUGGAAUCCAGUGACAUUGAACGUGCCUUGUUCAAGCCUUCAUGCAAACUUCUAGAGAAUCUCUUACUCCCAUGAACGAACAUAGCAUCAGCGGAUUCUUCACAAUUUUCUUUUCUGCGUAACAUUUUGUAAUGCAUCCAAGCAGUAAAAUCUUGUUAUUUCAAUUUUUGCAAUACUAUUUUUAAGUAGAAGAAUAUAUUUCUAAUUUGUACAAAUGGGAGCCUACUCUGAUGUAAUUUGAAAUAAUGUUUGGUUCACCUAUUUAUCGAACCCAGUUGGUUGUCAGUGGCACUCAGAAUGCAUAAGAAAAUGUUACCUGGAAGGACCUGUUAACUGCCUGUAUUUUUGUAAAUCAAUUUGUUUAUUUGUUGAAUUGUUGAACACUGAGGAAUAACAAUAAUCCUUAAUAAUCCUUCCAUUUAGCAUAGAGCCUUUCACAUCAGGAGGACGUCCCAUAGAGCGUUACAGAAUUUGUGAAGUGCAGUGACUGAUUUUGUAGGAAAAUUGUCAUUUGCACACACACUGUCCCAUGAAGUGAGUGACCAAUUUUAUUUGGGCGACAUGAGGAGAAACUCUUCUCGAGCAUUGUCAUGGAAUCUUUAGCAAGUGAGAGGACCCGGAUUCGAUUCCCGGGCGGGUCAGGGCAAAACCUUAAGCAAGUUUUGUUGCUCCACAUACACGGCUUUGCUUUCCUAGCAGUAAGUAAGAAACCAACUUGUUAGUCAAUUGGCAAAUUGCUUUUCAGGGGUAAUAAUUCCUUCAAAGAAAAUAACAAUUUGGUCACUCAAUCCACGAUUGUUCUUGGGACACUGCUGUGUACGAUUGGCUGUCACGUUUCACCCAUAUAAUAGUCACUACGCUUUACAGAAUAUUUUGUGAAGUGCUUUGAGACGUCUCGAAGACAUGAUAAGGCUCUGUAUCAGAUGCAAGGAUUAUUAUUAUUCACCUGAACAGGCACAUGGGACCUUGGUUUGACGUCUCAUCUGAAGAACAGAUGAACCAUAAUCCUGGCCUUUGUAUGCAUUUUCCAGUAAUAUCGUGUAAUGCAAAAUAAUAGAUGAAAUUGUACAAAAUGAGAAUUUAACUGAACAUAAAACUUUAUGUGAAAAAAAACAAACCUGAUAUUGUAACAAACCAUGGAAUUGGAAAAAAAUGUUUUCUAAUUAUACAAGCUAAGUUGUGUAAACAUUGAGUGUAGGUAACAAAGUUUAAAUUUAAUAUGCAAAUAAAUCUAUUUAGUAA
Messenger RNA from Callorhinchus milii (elephant shark), 4194 nucleotides. It is a transcript of the gene ncapg2, whose product is annotated as non-SMC condensin II complex, subunit G2. The record is from RefSeq and is a predicted model, not a curated record. NCBI's taxonomy places the organism in Eukaryota, Metazoa, Chordata, Chondrichthyes, Chimaeriformes, Callorhinchidae. Gene Ontology annotation, cellular component: condensin complex; nucleus. The transcript is spliced from 24 exons. The annotation marks the transcript as partial. Gene Ontology annotation, biological process: mitotic sister chromatid segregation.